Molecule: messenger RNA, 2036 nt
Organism: Malaya genurostris
Lineage: Eukaryota; Metazoa; Arthropoda; Insecta; Diptera; Culicidae
Exons: 4
Coding region: 164-1168 (334 amino acids)
Molecular function (GO): 8-oxo-dGDP phosphatase activity
Source: RefSeq, a predicted model, not a curated record
UUGAUUGCGGCAGUUUGAUAUUUGGACUGUGUCGAGACUGGUGUGGAUAGUUGUGUUGAAAGUGACGUUCGUUCUAACUGUGGAUAGUAGCGCAUACAUUGCAGCCGACUUAUUGACUGAUUUAUAUAGCUGCACCAAGAAAGCAACGAUCGUUCCUUGAACGAUGAGUGCAAAUAACACUGAUGACGAGGAACCUAAGAUGUCGAGAUUGUUGAAAUUAGCGCAGAAGUUUAAUUGUUUCUAUCUGAAUGGUCUCGUCAAGGGCCAUUGCCGUCCAUUUGUUGUGAACGGGCAACAGGUUGGUCUUAUCAGUCAAAAUGUGUUGGAGCACUUACUGAAAUAUCCGGAAGUGUUCUGCGUCAGAAACACUGAACCAGGAAAACAGAAAAUCGUCGAGCUUAAUCCGGCCUUUCGAGACUACACCGAGCGUUCGGAGCAGGUGGAUAGGGUGUUGCAGCAAUUCCGUACCGAUGGUUUGUUUGUUGCUUUGAAAGGAUGGCGCAAUGAAUGCUACGAUGUUAAAAGCACAACGGAGUCGCUUCUCAAAAUGGACCGUUCGGCGACGUGUCUUUUCGGUGUACGCAACUAUGGCGUCGAAAUCAACGGGUACGUGCGACAUCCGACCAAGGGUCUGUGUAUUUGGCUUCAGCAACGGUCGGAUACUAAGCAGACAUGGCCUGGCAAAUGGGAUAACAUGGUCAGUGGUGGACUCUCCGUGGGCUUCGGUAUCUACGAAACUGCCGUUAAGGAAGCGGCCGAAGAGGCAUCGAUUCCGGCACAUUUGAUAAAGAACCUCGUGUCGGCCGGUUGUGUUUCAUUCUUCUUCGAGAGCGAACGGGGAAUCUUCCCUAACACGGAGUUUGUGUUCGAUUUGGAGCUGCCAGAAGACUUUGAACCUGACAAUAGCGACGGGGAGGUGCAGAACUUCCAGCUACUGCCGGUGAAAGAAUGUCUAGAACGAGUUUUUGCACCGGACUUCAAAACCACGAGUUGUCCAGUCGUGAUUGAUUUCAUGAUCCGACAUGGCAUAAUUACUCCAGAAAAUGAAAUCAACUUUACUCAAAUCGUCGAGCUUUUGCAUGUACCAUUACAGUCACUGUACACCUACAGAACAACGAAGGUUAAAAAUCCUAAUAACGGUAAUGGUGUUCAAAAUGGGCGAGUUUAGCUUAAAUGUCAUUAUAACGCGCAACAUGAUAACGGCAUUCAAUCGACUAUAACAAAAUACGAAGCUACAUAGCUAUGCAUUCUCAAAUUUAAACAAGUUUUUUAUCAAUCAAAAACAAUUGCAGAUAGGCUAUUUAACUUAAAUUUCAAUUGUGCUACGUAGGUGUUCACGUUUUCUAACUCUAAUCAAUAUUCUCUAAAACUAUCAUACCGCAAAACAGCAAAAAGUUAUAUGCGUUUGCUAUUGCAAUCUAUAUAAUCAAAUUCAGUUUUCACUUGCAGAUCUUCCAUCUAUAAGUGGAUAAAAUUCUAUCUAGAUAAAAUGGCGGUAGAUAAUUUCCGAUUUUACAUGAUUAGCAAUAUAAUCCAAGAUCGAUCAAUUGAAUAACAAUCUGAUAAUAUGUAGCCAAGUUAAAGAAAUGCUAUGAAUCAUGCGAAUUUUCGUUGUGGGAUUUCGAUCUUCCUUACUGUACUUUCUGUUCCAUACAUCAAAAUACAGACUGCACCAAAAAAAAACGAAGAUAACAUUUUGUAACGUUAGAUAAAUGCGCCGGAGGCAAUUUCUAUAGUUUAUAUCUUAAUAACUAUCCAGCUGGCUAAGAUUAGCAGAGAUAAUCAUAUUUAUUUAUUUAUUCGAUAAUGAAAUGAAACCAUACCAUAGAAUCACUCCAUGUGUGUUAGUAUGAAGAUUUAUUAUUUUGGCAUUUAAGUGUGCGUCACUCUAUCUGUUAAAUAUGUUUUACCUGCAUAUUUCAUAAAUAUAACAUUUUCUCCAGAAGGAAAUGCUGGCAUCUUCUGUUCAGAAUAAGGCUCGGAUAAGUUGAAUUUGUUGAAUUCGAUUUCACGGAAAUACAUUAGCUCUGUUCAAA